ACAUGUACAUCGUACAUCAGCGUGGCUCGACCAAACAUGAACCAUAAUUGCAUAAACCAUGAAAAUGACCUCUAUGCUACAGAGAUGUGUUAGAUGUACAUCUCUAUGCCUCGCAAGAUGUGAUAUUUGCACACUAAACAAUGGAGCCGCGGUGUCGUAGAUGCCUGGAUGAACUUGUAUGACAUCGAUUCUCAGCUUAUCUUACAUCUCAUCAUGAAUCUGGGAAAUAUCUGUACAAUAUCUGAAAAGGACCGCAAUUUCAAUAAAUCGCAAUGAUUCAUAAUGGUGUUUGAGAUUUUGAUUCAGUCGCUUUCUCUCCAGAGACUUCAGAAUUGUAUGCUUGGCGUUCUUGGAAUAUUCUUGUUAACGAUUAUCAGCUUAAAAAAUGAGAAGAACAUCUUUAUACCAAAUUUCAGAGUAAAUCUCCGUCCAGCUGUAAUUUACGGUUUUGAAGACGGUCGAAGAUUCAACAGAAGUUCCAUGCGGGAAAUUCAGCGGAAUGUUUCUGCUUACAUGAAGCGGUGGGAAGCAGUACAAGUUUUCCGAUCAGAUGUACCAUGGAGGAAAAUAACUGUUUCACGCACAGAAAAGGAACUUAAAGCUUGCAACCAAACACAUACCGUUUCAAAGCAAUAUCAAUGCGCCCUGGUCGGUAACUCAGGUAUCCUAUUGGACAGCAGAUGCGGUGACGUCAUCGACAGGUUCAAACUCGUCAUCCGUAUGAACCUAGCUCCUUUCGGAGGUGAAUUCAAACGUGACGUUGGUUCCAAAGUAGACUUAGAUACCUUCAACUUGAUCCAGCUUGAGCGGCUGUUAUCUUGUACGGACACCCGUUACCCACCUGAAGCGAAGUGCAAUAUCACGGACCAAGUUUGUCUAAAGAAGCGGGAAGAGAAGUACGGGACUCCCAGAGAGGCUAUCGAUUGCGAUGACCUGUUGGAUAGAUUAAAGCGAGCUAACGGAACGACUUUAUGGUACUUCAAAAAGAUUGGAAACAUUGCCGCCAUCAGGAGGUUGCUCGGUGUACUCAAACCAAAAUACAACAUUGACAUCCAUUUUGCUUACAGUCCAAGAAGCCUCAUGGGACCUGCAACAAAAGCAUUCGAAAUCGAAUUUCCGUCAUCCGGUCUGGCGGUCUACUCGGCCGCUACCCAGUUCUGUCACAAGAUAUACAUGUUCGGGUUCUAUCCGUUACCACGGGAUCCGAACAACCGGACCAUUCAGCACCAUUACUAUGAAGUGAUAGAUAUGAACCACACUGAGAAUGUGCAUAAAAUGCCAAGCGAAUACCAAGUCUUUCUUCGGUUAAACCGAACCGGGACAAUAGGUCUAAUCAACGACUGUAGAGGACUGUACUCCCAGAAUAACUGAUGGUAGAUUAUGCGAUUUAUGUCAAGAGUGUGUGUGGGGUGUGUUUAUCAUGUUUAUAUUUCAUUUUUAUUAUUAUUACUUUUUAAUUGCAUCGAAUUUGGCGAUUCCAUAGCCUUUUAUUUUCCUACUGUGGAAUUUCACGAGUGUUUGAUACCAACUAUGUGUAUAAGAGGAUAGAGUCACAAUUCUUGAUCAUAAAUAUCUAAAUUUUCCUUUUUUUCAUUCCCCCACUCCCUAGUGUUUUGAAAAGCGCCCUCAACGGUAUACAAUCGUGGUAAUGACUGAGGCAUGGUAGGAUUAGUAAUUCUGAAAAAUACCCCAACUGAUAAAGGAUGAUUUAUUUAGUACAGCCAUUCCGUGUGGAAUUAGGGAGUGUCUUUUUAUAUAUAUAUAUAUAUAUAUAUAUAUAUAUUUCUCGAGG
Molecule: messenger RNA, 1792 nt
Organism: Lytechinus pictus (painted urchin)
Lineage: Eukaryota; Metazoa; Echinodermata; Echinoidea; Temnopleuroida; Toxopneustidae
Product: alpha-2,8-sialyltransferase 8B-like
Exons: 4
Coding region: 283-1371 (362 amino acids)
Biological process (GO): oligosaccharide metabolic process; N-glycan processing
Molecular function (GO): alpha-N-acetylneuraminate alpha-2,8-sialyltransferase activity
Source: RefSeq, a predicted model, not a curated record